Messenger RNA from Scatophagus argus, 3177 nucleotides. It is a transcript of the gene nop14, whose product is annotated as NOP14 nucleolar protein homolog (yeast). Lineage: Eukaryota; Metazoa; Chordata; Actinopteri; Scatophagidae. Gene Ontology annotation, cellular component: nucleolus; small-subunit processome; Noc4p-Nop14p complex. The coding region runs from base 201 to 2804 and encodes 867 amino acids. The transcript has 19 exons. The record is from RefSeq and is a predicted model, not a curated record. Gene Ontology annotation, biological process: maturation of SSU-rRNA.
CGGAAGUAGCUCUUGUCUGUUCAUUUGUUUUGAACUUUGACCUCAGGUUUGUGCACGCUGGAAAUGGAAAUUCGGUGAAACAACGUGGAUAGCAAAAGUGUAAAGUAAAACUUAUUGAACGCAGCGUUGGUAAAUCGCGAUUGUCCCAUGUUUUCUUCCGCCUGGAUUUAAUUACCUGGAAUCCCAAACGCGGCUAAAAGAUGGGGAAGGCACCGAAGAAGAGGAGCCUUGCUGACAAGGUGUCCAAAUCCAAAACCUCUACCGUGAUCAAAAACAACCCGUUUGAGGUGAAAAUCAACAGGAAGAAAUUCGAUAUCCUGGGGAGAAAAACCAAGCACGACGUAGGGCUGCCUGGUGUGUCUCGAUCCAAGGCCAUAAAUAAGAGAAAAGAAACCCUCCUGAAGGAAUACAAACAGAAGAACAAGUCUAACAAAUUAAUUGACAGACGUUUUGGAGAGUAUGACACCAAGAUGGCACCUGAAGACAAAAUCCUACAGAGGUUCGCGAUGGAGAGACAGCGUGUCCACGAUAAGAAGGAUGUGUACAACCUGAAUGAGGAGGAGGAGCUGACUCAUUAUGGCCAGUCGCUGGCUGAGAUGGAGAAAUUCAAUGACACUGUGAAUAGUGACGAUGAAUCAGAAGAGAAAGGCCUUUUGUCAGCUGAGCUGACUGCCUCCCACUUUGGAGGAGGGGGCCUCCUCAAAAAGAAAACAUCAGGGGAUUCGCAGGAGGAAGAAGGAAGUCAGAGGGCCAAGUCCAGACAGGAGCUCAUUGAGGAGCUCAUCCGGAAGUCCAAGCAGGAGAAGCGUGAGCGACAGGUACAGAAAGAGGAGGCACAGGAGCUGACUGAGAAGCUGGAUCAAGAGUGGAAGAGCAUCCAGGCUCUGAUGGUGAAAAAGGCACCCAAAGCUGAAAGUAUAGACCAACCAGAGGAGAAGCCCAAGCCGGAAGAGUACGACAUGAUGGUCAGAGAGCUUGGCUUCGAGAUGAAGGCUCAGCCCUCUGAGAAGAUGAAAACCCCAGAGGAGCUCGCCCGGGAAGCAAGGGAGAAGCUGCAGAAACUAGAGGCUGACCGUCUGAGGAGGAUGAUGGGUGAAGAAGUUGGGGACACUGUGCAGAGUCAGAAUCACAUGUCUGCUGAUGACCUCAAUGAUGGCUUCAUCCUGGAUAAGGAAGACAAGAAGACUCUGGCUUAUGAGGAUGGAAAAUGGAACAUUGGAGAAGAGUCUGAGGAUGAAAAUGGGGACGAAGAAGAAGAAGGAGAGGAGGAGGAGGAGGGGGAGGAGGAGGAUGAGGAGGAUGAAGAGGAGGAAGAAGAGGACGAAGAGGAGCCGGAGGGCAGUAGUGAAGAAGAGGAUGGUCACUCAGACCUGGAGUCCGAGCAGGAAAGCGAGGAUGAGGAGAGAAAACAGGAGGAUGAAGAGACUAGCACCAAGCAGAAGAAGAUUCUGAGCAAAGAGGAGCUGAAAGCUCAGCAGGAGGCAGCUAAAGCAGAACUUCCAUACACAUUUAACGCUCCAGAGAGCUACAGCGACCUGAAAGAUUUACUCUGUGGCCACACCCCGGACAACCAGCGCCUCAUCAUGGCCAGGACUCAGAAGUGCAACCAUCCUAGUUUGGCUGUAGGCAAUAAGCUCAAACUGCAGAAACUGUUUGGCUUUCUGUUGGAGUACAUUGGAGAAUUGGCCACCUGGAGUCCACCUGAACUCACCACCAUAGAUAAGCUCAUACCAGAGUUGUAUGCCCUGUGCCAGUUGUUUCCAGAAACAGCCUGUACAGGUAUGCAGAGCAUCCUCAGAGACGCUGCACACAGCAUGGAGGAGGUGCUUGAGGUCAAAGGGCACGCUGCUUUCCCAACACUAGACAUGCUUAUCUACCUGAAGGUGACGGCUCUGCUGUUUCCAACUUCCGACUUCAGACAUCCUGUUACCACUCCAGCACUGCUUUACAUCAGCCAGGCUCUCACCAAGUGUCCGGUGAGAUCAUUAAAGGACUUGACGUCAGGACUAGUGCUGUGCUGUCUGGCAGUGGAGUACGUCUCUUUUUCAAAGCGCUUCGUUCCUGAGCUUGUCAACUUCCUGGCUGGAACUUUACAUCUGGCCGUGCAGGACAAGACCUCUCUAGGUUACGCUGUGGUGCCGCCGUUUAGACCGUCAGGGAAGUGCAGUGAUCUGCUGGUGCUGUCAGACUCUGAGUCCUGCAAGAGCUGGAGCAAGAAAAGCCUCCCAUUGUCUGCCACCCAACACCUGGAUCUCAAAAACGACCUUGAGAGUGAUCACCAUAGGUUGAUGUGCCUGUCCACUUGCCUGGACCUGGUGAAGCGGUGCUGCCUGCUCUACAAAGACCUUCUGUCUUUCACAUGCAUCUUCCAGCCAAUCAGAACAUUGCUUUCCAAAUAUCUUUCAGCCCAAACGUUACCAGAUGUUUUACAGGAGCUAAACCGUGAGAUCCUGGAGACCAUCAGCAGUGCUCCUGUGACUCACUGCCGACUGGUGUUAGAAAAGAAGAAGCCAAUUCCUCUGAAGCUCCUCACACCCAAAAUUGUUGAAGUGUUGGACUAUGGAAAGAAGCGUGGCAGCACCAGAGAAGAGAAAGAGAAGGAGCGUUUGAAGCACAAGUACAAGAAGGAGUUCAAGGGUGCCCUGAGGGAGAUCAGGAAGGACUCGCGCUUCCUGGCCAGAGAGAAGCUCAGUGAGGUCAUGAACAGAGAUGCAGAGAGAAAGAGGAAAGUGAAGGAACUCAUGGGCAGUUUGGCCACUCAGGAGGGAGAGUGGAAGGCCCUCAAGAAGAGGAAGAGGAAGUGAACUACAGAAUCUCGGUCUCCCAUCGAUUCUGUCCGUUAGCUGUUCCCUGUCAAAGGGACAUCUCGCAUCCAGCUGUGGACCACAACCUGUACGAGACUGAAAUCUGUGGAACUGCAAACUCUCUGCGUCUUUUUUCUUUUUUUAAUCCUGAGGAUAAAUUCCAUGUUGCAUAUUUUAUACUGUUUGAGAAAUGGCUUUCAGAAAUGCAUGCCGAGUUGUCAGAUAUUCUGAAGUAGGCGUUUUGAUGUGAGGACUGGAUACUGUUGUUCAAAGUGUCAGUCAAAACAGUGAAUAUUUGGUUCACAUUCUGACUGUUUGCCGCCACAAUCCAUCACAAUAGAAAAAAAAAAUAAAAUAUAAUUCUGUUCUUUUA